Molecule: messenger RNA, 1120 nt
Organism: Syngnathus acus (greater pipefish)
Lineage: Eukaryota; Metazoa; Chordata; Actinopteri; Syngnathiformes; Syngnathidae
Product: agouti related neuropeptide
Exons: 4
Coding region: 451-849 (132 amino acids)
Biological process (GO): adult feeding behavior; positive regulation of feeding behavior; hormone-mediated signaling pathway
Cellular component (GO): extracellular region
Molecular function (GO): type 1 melanocortin receptor binding; neuropeptide hormone activity
Source: RefSeq, a predicted model, not a curated record
CGAUCAUCCUUUAAAUGCAGUUUUCUCCAAAAUAUCCAGGUGGCUUUUUGGGCAUGGAAACUUUUCAGGAGAAGAUUUAAGAGGACUUGGCUAGCUUGGUCUACUUGACGGCGACUUUUAGGAAGCGCGCGCGCGCGGCCACAUGGGCCGGCCGAGUUCCUACGCUACAGACGUCGGCCGUUUUUGGUUGUGUUUUGGGAGCCGCCGGUCAACAGCUGCGUCUCCUUAAUUCUGCCUGCCUGCCUCGGCGCAUUUGGGCCUGAGCGGACGUCACUUGAGCGAGUGUGCGCCUUCAUUUCAUUUGUCUCCUGGAAUUGCGUCAAGCGGUUGCCGCGGCAACACGCGCUCCCUUCGGAUGACAAAGAAGAUGCGCCGGCGAGCUCCGCCGACAUCGUCGCGGCAAGACCGGGACAGCACACGUCCGCAAUCGCUCGCUCACAGUUGCUCAGGAUGUGUGUGGGCGCGGCUCCGUCCCGUGGCUACUGGUUCCUCUGCCUGCUCGCCUUGUCGUCGGCGACGCUGCUGAUCCCGCGCGACCCACGCCAUCUUCAGCUGGACGCCGACUGGGGGUCGCCACUAGAGAGAAGUCAUGCCCCCGAAACCGGGCACCGCUUGGACAGCGAUGGAGACUUUCUGAUGGAGGCGGAGUCCUAUGACCAGGAUGAGGCGGCGGCAGCGUCGCGCGCCAUGCGCUCGGCCCGCCGCUGCAUCCGGCACCAGCAGUCGUGUUUGGGCUUGCCGCUGCCCUGCUGCGACGCCUGCGACACCUGCUACUGCCGCUUCUUCAACGCCAUCUGCUACUGUCGACGCGUCGGACACGCCUGCCCGCCGCCGCCGGCGCGUACCUGACACAUGCAUCAGCCAGAAGCGCUCCUGGCGUGCGUGCACUUGUGACGACGCGGCACAGCCGACACGUUGCGGACAAGACGUGAACGCAGCUGACUCGCCGACAUGCACGCAUCCUCCCUCUGCUGCUGCUGCUGCUGCUGCAGGCAAACGCUAACCAUAGGCAACUCGAUCAUUUAUAUCGUCAACUUAUUUCUUUUCAAUAUUGAUGUUGAUUGGCGCUGACGCUAUUGCUCAUUUGAAGAAUUCUACAUAAAAAGUUCUUUCAACACAA